Molecule: messenger RNA, 1588 nt
Organism: Uranotaenia lowii
Lineage: Eukaryota; Metazoa; Arthropoda; Insecta; Diptera; Culicidae
Product: cathepsin L
Exons: 6
Coding region: 223-1242 (339 amino acids)
Biological process (GO): immune response
Cellular component (GO): lysosome
Molecular function (GO): cysteine-type endopeptidase activity
Source: RefSeq, a predicted model, not a curated record
AGGGAACCAAAACGGAUUUAAACGAAUCCUUCUGCAUAUUCGAGUUCAUUCGGUGUUAUUUGUUAACCAAGUGUGGAAGCUUACCCAAGCUGUGCAGUUGCUACAGUGAAAGUGUUACAAAGUGAAAUAAUUUCCAUAACCAAGACUGAUAGUUUAAUUGCAAAUUAAAUUCAACCAUAGUGAUACAAGAAGAUCUCGACCCCGAGACUACCAAACGCAAAUAUGAAGAUUUUGAUUUUUUUGGUGGCUUUUGUGGCCGCGGCCAGUGCCGUCAACAUCUUUGAGCUGGUCAAGGAAGAAUGGACCGCGUACAAGAUGCAACAUCGCAAAAAAUACAACAGCGAGAGCGAAGAGAAGCUGCGAUUGAAGAUCUACGUCCAGAACAAGCACAAAAUCGCCAAGCAUAAUCAGCGCUUCGAGGCGGGACAUGAAAAGUACCGCCUGAAGGUCAACAAGUAUGCUGAUAUGCUCCACGAAGAGUUCGUCCAAACGCUCAACGGAUUCAACCGAACCUCCUCAAAGAAACUGCUCAACAGUGUGCUCAUCGAGGAACCGAUAACGUUCAUUGAACCUGCCAAUGUAGAGGUGCCAACGACUGUCGACUGGCGCAAAAAGGGAGCUGUUACCCCAGUGAAAGAUCAAGGACACUGCGGUUCCUGCUGGUCGUUCUCGGCAACCGGUGCCCUGGAGGGACAACACUUCCGCAAAACGGGCAAAUUGGUUUCGCUGUCGGAACAAAAUCUGGUCGACUGCUCGAGCAAAUACGGCAAUAACGGAUGCAACGGCGGCAUGAUGGACUUCGCCUUCCAGUACAUCAAGGACAACAAGGGUAUCGAUACGGAGAAGUCCUACCCAUACGAAGCCAUCGACGAUACCUGCCACUUCAACCCGAAAUCGGUUGGCGCUACCGAUAAGGGCUUCGUUGAUAUCCCUAACGGUGACGAGGAGGCCCUGAAGAAGGCUCUGGCCACCGUUGGACCCGUUUCGGUUGCCAUCGAUGCUUCCCACGAAUCUUUCCAGUUCUACUCUGAGGGAGUGUACUACGAGCCGCAGUGCGAUUCUGAGAACCUGGACCAUGGUGUAUUGGCUGUCGGUUAUGGUACCAGUGAAGACGGACAGGACUACUGGCUGGUGAAGAACUCUUGGGGAACCACCUGGGGAGAUGGUGGCUACGUGAAGAUGGCUCGUAACCGUGAUAACCAUUGUGGUAUUGCUACUUGUGCUAGCUACCCAGUUGUCUAGGCUAAUUCGUCGUUUGAGCGAGUGAGUGUGCGUGUUAUUUGAUGAUAGAGUAGCAGCAUUACGCAGUAGAAAGUGAAUUUGUGGCGGAAGUGUUUCUUCUUCCGACACGUAUUAUUUUUUUUAUUUCGAACAAGAUUUUUCUUUUAAAUUUUAUCCCUACCAUUGCCAUUGCGUAGACACAAUUCGCCGAUAAAUUUCCAACUCGAUAAUGUUCAUUUCAAUUUGUGUCAACGGUACAUUAAUUUGCCUACGAAAGUCGUGCCUAGAUUUUUAUCUGUGAAUAUAUUGAUCUGUAAGCUUACGUAUUACAAACAUGUUUCGUGAUAUGUGAAACGUAAAUUAAUAA